Messenger RNA from Lates calcarifer (barramundi perch), 950 nucleotides. It is a transcript of the gene u2af1, whose product is annotated as U2 small nuclear RNA auxiliary factor 1. Lineage: Eukaryota; Metazoa; Chordata; Actinopteri; Centropomidae. Gene Ontology annotation, cellular component: U2AF complex; spliceosomal complex. The record is from RefSeq and is a predicted model, not a curated record. The transcript is spliced from 8 exons. Gene Ontology annotation, biological process: mRNA splicing, via spliceosome. Gene Ontology annotation, molecular function: pre-mRNA 3'-splice site binding; metal ion binding. Bases 59 to 757 code for a protein of 232 amino acids.
AAGAGUUGGGGUGGAAGUGUGGUCGUUGUUGCUGCUGCUUGAACACAGGCCAGUCAAGAUGGCAGAGUACCUGGCGUCCAUUUUUGGGACAGAGAAAGAUAAAGUCAACUGCUCAUUUUAUUUUAAAAUUGGUGCCUGUCGACAUGGAGACCGCUGCUCCAGAUUACACAAUAAGCCAACAUUCAGCCAGACAAUUGCCCUCCUGAACAUUUACCGGAACCCUCAAAACAGUGCCCAGUCCGCCGAUGGUCUGACCUGUGCCAUCAGUGACAUGGAGAUGCAGGAGCACUAUGACGAGUUUUUUGAGGAGGUCUUCACAGAGAUGGAAGAGAAAUACGGAGAAGUGGAGGAAAUGAACGUAUGUGACAACCUCGGGGACCACCUAGUAGGAAAUGUGUAUGUGAAGUUCCGUUAUGAAGAGGACGCUGAGAAGGCUGUGAUCGACCUGAAUAAUCGAUGGUUUAAUGGACAGCCCAUCCAUGCUGAGCUCUCUCCUGUCACAGACUUCAGAGAAGCCUGCUGUCGCCAGUAUGAAAUGGGGGAAUGCACUCGUGGUGGCUUCUGUAACUUUAUGCAUCUGAAGCCCAUCUCACGUGAACUAAGGAGAGAGCUGUAUGGGCGCCGGAGGAAGAGCCGUCACAGGUCUCGGUCUCGAUCGAGAGAGAGACGUUCUCGCUCCAGAGACAGAGGUCGAGGAGGUGGCCGUGACCACGAGAGACGUCGCUCCAGAGACAGAGAGCGUUCAGGACGCUUCUGAACCACAAGCCAUGACUACUUGUCCUUCCCUCCCUGUAUCCAUACCCAGUCUCUUUUUUUUAAGUUUGUACCCUCCCAGAUCCAGUCUAGGACUAACUGAAAGGUACCCUGUUUUGAAGCUGUGACAGCAUUGAUGAACUUGUUUUUUCUCGGUUUCUGAAAAUGACUUUCACCUCAUUAAAUUGGAAAAUUUU